UAUUUUAAUUGUAGACAUGCAAUUGUAAGACGGUCAAUAUUUUAACUCUAAUUUUGAGUUACUUUGAGUUGUGUUUUUGUAAAAUGUAAUAUAUUUAUCGUUAAUAUCAUUGUAUAUAUUUUUGUCGUAACAUUCACCAAAACAAAUUUUUAUUUAUUAUUAUUUCUACAGUCGGUUAUUACAAAAGUAGUAGAAUGUUGUCAAAUAGUUUCAAAAGACUUUUUCAAAAUGUACAUGUUAACCGGAUUGCAAAAGUCAACUUCUGUAAUGUAUCAAAAGAAUCAGGUAAACCAAUACAAUUGCCCAAACGCAAGGGUAGUUUAGUUGGUAAACGCGGUCCUAUUACAUGGAAAAACUUUGCAAUUACUGGUAUCAUAGGAACAGGCUUGGUAUCGUAUUUAUAUUAUUUAAAAGGAGAACAAGAAGAAAAAGAGAGACGCGAAAGAAAAAGACAGUUGGGUAAAGCACAAAUUGGUGGUUCAUUUGAACUUGUUGAUGGAGCUAAUAAUAUUAUUAAGAGUGAGCAGUUUCUCGGAAAAUGGAUGCUUAUUUAUUUUGGUUUCAGUCAUUGUCCGGAUAUUUGUCCUGAUGAAUUAGAAAAAAUGGCUAUAGUUAUAGACAAACUUGAUAAAGAAGAACUGAGUAUAGGGAUUCAAGGAAUUUUUAUCACAGUUGAUCCAGAAAGAGAUAGUCCUCAGAUUGUAGAAAAAUAUAUUAAAGAAUUUUCUCCCAAAUUUAUUGGUUUAAGUGGAACAUCUGAUCAAAUUCAAAAAGUUUGCAAAAAGUAUAGAGUUUAUUAUAGUCCAGGAAAAAAAGAUGUUGAUAAUGAUUACAUAGUUGACCAUACUAUAAUUAUGUAUUUAGUAAAUCCAGACGGUGAGUUUAUUGAUUACUUUGGACAAAAUAAAACUGCUGAAGAAAUAGUAGAACACAUAUUAAUGCACAUGUUUAAAUUUGAACAAGAUAAAGGAACUUUGUUAUCCAAUGCAUUAGGAAAAAUUAGUUCAUUAACUAAUAAAAAAAAUAUUUUUUAGUAAUAUAUUUACAUACAAAUGCUAUAUAUUUUUGUUAUUAAUUUCAGUACUUUUGAUCAAUUAUUUUAAAAUGAAAUCUGUGUAAUAAACUUUUGUUUUGAUUU
Molecule: messenger RNA, 1138 nt
Organism: Daktulosphaira vitifoliae (grape phylloxera)
Lineage: Eukaryota; Metazoa; Arthropoda; Insecta; Hemiptera; Phylloxeridae
Gene: Scox
Product: protein SCO1 homolog, mitochondrial
Exons: 5
Coding region: 195-1034 (279 amino acids)
Biological process (GO): mitochondrial respiratory chain complex IV assembly
Source: RefSeq, a predicted model, not a curated record